Messenger RNA from Thermothelomyces thermophilus ATCC 42464, 315 nucleotides. RefSeq lists its product as uncharacterized. The record is from RefSeq and is a predicted model, not a curated record. Lineage: Eukaryota; Fungi; Ascomycota; Sordariomycetes; Sordariales; Chaetomiaceae. The transcript has 2 exons. The coding region runs from base 1 to 315 and encodes 104 amino acids.
AUGAAGUCCUGCUCGGUCACGAGGACCGUCCUGACGACCUGGGACGAGCCGGGCCGCGCGGCUCUCGAGGUCCUGCCGGUGUUGAUGACGCCUGAUGGCGCAAAGAAUCUUACGCCGAGGUCGGACGGAGACCCUCCACCUGAGGCUGGCGGAAAGAGAUUUGAGGUGACGAACACGCCGGAGGAUGCCAGCCUGUUCCGGGAGCUCGAGGAUGACGUACUGGUGCCCAUGCACUUUGAAUUCUGGGCGCACUUUGCUGAGAAGCGGAACGCGCUGGCUGCGGUGCUGGGGAAGGAUGUUUUGGAGGACAGGUAA